Molecule: messenger RNA, 2936 nt
Organism: Nerophis lumbriciformis (worm pipefish)
Lineage: Eukaryota; Metazoa; Chordata; Actinopteri; Syngnathiformes; Syngnathidae
Gene: nexn
Product: nexilin (F actin binding protein)
Biological process (GO): mitochondrial fusion
Source: RefSeq, a predicted model, not a curated record
CACGUCACGGCAGCAGACACUCCACUCUGCGCACUUUGCUACACGCCAACCUUGUCGGGAAUUAUUACCUUUUUUUUUUUUUGACGUAAACGCCAGCAGCAGUAGGAGACCUGCUUCCUGUCACCUGUGCAAACAUGGCUGAGGUGGAGGCCGUGGUCGUGGCAGAGAAGGAGGCCGAGGUGAACGGUGUGGGACGUGGCGACCAAGACAUGGCGGAGAAGGAGGCCGAGGUGAACGGUGUGGGACGUGGCGACCAAGACAAGGUCUGCAAAGAGAAGAGCAAAAGAAGGAAAGCUGCUAAAAGCGUGCAGGAGGAGGAGGACGUGCGAGCUGACACUGACCUGCAGGACGAUAUUUCUGAUUUGAUGCUGAAAAAAGAGAAACUGAUGCGGUCCAGGAAGCCGGUGGCCAGAAGCUACGUGCCCAACCUGAACAAAGAGAAGGGCGACGUGACCAACAAGUUUGCCAGCAUGCAGAAGGCCCGAGAGGAGCGCAGCAGGCAGAGGAACCAUGACCAGCAGCAGAAGAGGAAGGACCAAUACGUCAAGGAGAGGGAGUGGAGCCGCAGGAAGCAGCAGAUGAAAGAACUUCUGGCUUCCAGCGAUGAGGAGGAAGAGGUGAAGACCAAGGCCAAGGUGGAGAAGUCCUACGUGCCCAAGAUCACAGGCAGUGUGAAGGGCAAGUUUGCUGAAAUGGAGAAGCAGCGUCAGGAGGGCGAGAAGAAGAAGAUGGAGGGCGAGAGGAAGAGGAGGGAAGCCCAGGACAACAUGGAGAAGGACAAAAUCACACGGGAGUUGGCCAAGAAGGCGGUGGAGGAAGGAGACGACACCUUCCUGGUCAGGGUGGUUCCUACCAAGUCGUCACGAGCUCCGGGCAAAAUCAAAGUGAACUUUGAAGACAUGGAGAAGAGUCGAGAGGAGGAGCUGCAGAAGGCGGCGGAGGACGAGAAGAAGCGGCGAUACGAUGAAAACAAGCGCUCCUUCAGGGAAGCCAAGCGGCGCUCGAUUGUCCCGGAGGAGGACCAGGACAAGCCGGCAGAGAGGACCCAGGCCACGCCCGGGAAGCUGAAGAUGACCUUUGAGGAGCUGGAGCGGGAAAGGCAGGAGCAGAGGAAGAAGAAAGGCGAGGAGGAAGCCAAGCGCCGCCUGCAGCAGGAGAAGAAAGCUUUUGAGGAGGCCCGACUAGGAUUGGACCAGGACCAGGACCAGGAAGACGGCCUGCAGUCACACGCUCAGGACGACAAGGAGGACUUCCGACCUGGAAAACUGCGGCUGAGCUUUGAAGAAGUGGAGAGGCAAAGGGUGGAGGAGGAGCGCAAGAAGGCGGAGGAGGAGGCCAAGAGACGGAUGGAGGAGGAGAGAAGAGCUUUUGCCCAAGCCAGGAAGAGCAUGCUUGUGGACGAGGACGACGAGGUCCUGAUGGCCUUACUCAACCUGGAGGGCAGCGAGCCCGGGAAGAUCUGCGCCAGCUUUGAGGAUCUGGAGCGUCAGAGGAGAGAAGAGGAGCAGAAGAAGGCAGAGGAGGAGGCCAAGAAGAGACUGGAGGAGGAGAAGAAGCUCUUUGCCGAGGCUCGUAAAAGCAUGGUGUUUGAUGACGACGGCGUGCUGGUGAAGACCGAGUCGCAGGAGGCGCUGCACCCGAGGAAACUGGAGAUGAACUUUGAGGAGCUGCUGAAGGAGAAGGAGGAAGCAGAAAGGAGGCGCAAGUCGGAGGAGCGCAAACAGAAACUGGAGCAGGAGAAGCAGGAGUUUGAACAACUCAGACAAGAAAUGGGCGAGGACGAAAUUAAUGAAAGCUCCAACGUUGUGAACCCGGAGUACGAAGAGUUGACCAAGCUCAAGAGGACGGGCUCCAUCCAGGCCAAGAACCUCAAGUCCAAGUUUGAGAAGAUCAAGCAGCUGACCGACGAGGACAUCCAGAAGAAGAUCGAGAUGGAGAGAGCUCGCAGGAAGGCCGUCGAUGACGAAAUCCAAGAGAGAGAAGCUGAGCGCUUCCAGGAGGAGGAUGAAGAAAGUCAGCUGACCUCUGCCAAGGCUGAGGAGUCUCCAUUCAAACAGAAGGUGGACAUGAAAGCCAGGUUUGAACAAAUGGCCAAAGCCAGAGAAGAUGAGGAGAGGAGGAGGAUAGAGGAACAGAAGCUACAAAGAAUGCAGUUUGAGCAACAAGAGAUUGACGCCGCGCUGGAAAAGAAAAAGGACGACAACGUACAGGAAGAGGCGAGCAUCAUCAAUGGCUCCUACGAGGACGAUGAAGAACAUGCCAGAUCGGGCGCCCCGUGGUUUAAAAAACCUCUGAAAAACCAAUCGGUGGUGGACUCGGAGCCCGUCCGCUUCGCCGUCAAGAUCACAGGGGAGCCCAAACCGGAGGUGACCUGGUGGUUUGAGGGAGAGAUGCUCCAGGACUGUGAAGACUAUCAGUACAUCGAAAGGGGAGAGACGUACUGCCUCUACCUGCCAGAGACCUUCCCGGAAGACGAGGGCGAGUACAUGUGCAAGGCCGUGAACAGCCGAGGCACGGCGGCGAGCACCUGCAUCCUCACCAUAGAAAGUAAGACCACGCUGGUGUGACUGCAUGCCCGCAUGAACAAGACCCAAGUGGACCGCAUGCUCCUCUUCUCCAUGAACCGAGCGACGGGUGUGGGUAACCCCUCUCUUUCUGUUUUGCAGCUUAUGACUACUGAUGCUCUUCCACCCGCUGGAAACAGUUGUCUCGCACUCCUUUUGUAAAAUCUCCUUUGUCCCCCUUAGUCUGGUAAAUGGAAGGCUCGGCAUUCCUCGGGGAGGAAUACCACAUGACGCAAAAAUGUUUACCUGUUGAUAAUCCAUUUAGUACUGGAAAUGACCUGUGCCAAAGUAUCAAGUCCGUAGUCUCCUGGGGUUGCCAUGCUACUAGAGCCUGUUUAAGUCUAACAAACAUACACAUUAGAGAUGUCCGAU